Molecule: messenger RNA, 2665 nt
Organism: Sciurus carolinensis (gray squirrel)
Lineage: Eukaryota; Metazoa; Chordata; Mammalia; Rodentia; Sciuridae
Gene: Pram1
Product: PML-RARA regulated adaptor molecule 1
Exons: 10
Coding region: 287-2542 (751 amino acids)
Biological process (GO): T cell receptor signaling pathway; protein localization to plasma membrane; integrin-mediated signaling pathway
Cellular component (GO): plasma membrane
Molecular function (GO): protein binding
Source: RefSeq, a predicted model, not a curated record
ACUAUUGACUGUGUUGGGGAUAUGCUGUUGCCCAAUGCACUAAUCUCAAGGACAGCAGCAGGCAGGAUAGGAACUAACUCAAGGGGAGACAUAAAUGCCCCAAAGGAUCUGGGGAGAGGCCAGGACCGUCCCCGCCCACUUUCCUUCCUCCUGUCCUCUCCACCCUCACAGCAGCCCCCACCUUCUUUGUGUGCUGGCCUGUAGAACAGAAGCCACAGAUACUUCCUGAAGGCAACCAACUCAGCUCAGAGCCCACUGCCCUGUGGCCCAUCACAAGCCUGCAACCAUGGGGAGCCAUCAGGACUUCCGGAGCCUCCAAGCCAAGUUCCAGGCCUCUCAAUCAGAGCCUAAUGAACUCCCCAAAAAAUCCCCGAAGCCAGAGUUCAACAAAUUGCUGAACAAAUUUCCACAUCCUGAGCUAAGCGAGCAGCCCAAGAAGAUCUUGCAGCCUGAGGUCAUUGAGGCCCCUCAGAAGAUCAGUGCAGGGUCCUUAAGGCCUCCACAGUCCCAGUUUGCUGAUCUCCCCAAGAAGCCCUUGAAGCCUGAGUUCACUAACCUCCCCAGGAAGCCCCAGCAACCUGAGUUCACCGAUCUCCCCCAGAAGUCCCAGCAGCCCAAGUUCACUGAUCUCCCCAAGAAGCCCCAGCAGCCCGAGUUCACUGAUCUCCCCAAGAAGCCCCAGCAGCCUGAGUUCACUGAUCUCCCCAAGAAGCCCCAGCAACCAGCAUUUACUGAUCUCCCCAAUAAACCCUCCAAACCUGAGUUCACCGAUCUUCCCAAGAAGUUCCCACAACUUGAGGCCACUCCAUUUCCUAGGAAGCCCUUACAACCCGAGGUCAGUGAGGCUCCUCAGAACGUCUGGCAGUCUGAGCCCAGCACGCUUGUCCAGAAGCCCCCACAAGCAGAGCACAGCAACCCUGCCAAGCCCCCUACAGAACCCAAACUCAGCACAUUCUCCAAGAAGUUCUGGCAGCCUGAGUCCAAUGAGAUAUCCAUCAAGCCUUUACAGACUGAGUUCAAUACGUUUCCCAAGAAGCCCUCACAGCCUGAGUUCAAGUUCAAUGUGCAUCCCAGGAAGCCCCCACAGCCUCAGGCUGGUAGCCUCCCAAGGAAGUCCCUACCACAAGAGCCUGAAUUCACUGAGGUCCCUCAGUUGCUCCCUUCAAAGUCUGGGCCCAGUGAGCCCCAACUCUACUCCCCAAAGCCUGACCUUGGUACCUUGCCCAAGAAGCCCCCACAACUACAGGCUGGUGACCUCCAUAAGUCCCUAACACAGCCUGAGUUCAGAGAGGUCCCUCAAAAGACCCCCUUGAAGGAGUGUGAGUCCAGUGAAAGCCAACCCCACUAUCUGCAGCCAGGCCUCAGUGCAUUUCCCAAGAAGCCCCCACAGCUUCAGCCAAGUAAACUCCCCACGAAGCCCCUGAAGCCUGAGUUCAGUGACCUUACCAGGACUUCCUCAGAACCUGAAGUCUGUAUGCUUCCCAAGAGGUCAAAGCAGCCUGAAUUCAAAGGACUUUCCAAGAAGACCCCUAAGGCAGAGCCGGGCAGUCUCCCCAGGACCUCCUCAGAACCAGAGUUCAGCUCAUUGCCCAGGAAGUUUCAGCAGCCUGAGUACCAAGGGCCACCUCGCAAGUUCUCCCAGCCUGAGCCCAAUGAUAUGCCCAAGAAGCACCUGCAGUCCAAGUUCUUCAGGGAUUUUUCUAGAAAGCCCCCAGUCCUGGGCUCAGUUUCUGAGAGCUCACUGCCUUCUGCCACCUUGGGCUCCAGGCCCCACCUGCUCAGCCCUGGAUUUGGAGCUGCUGGGACACCCCGCUGGAGGUCAGAAGACUUCAAAGCUUACAACCCACCCCGGCGGAAGCCACUGCCCCCAGUUAGCAGCCUGGGACCACCUCCAGCCAAACCCCCACAUCCCCCAGGCCUCAUGGAUAUCCAGAGCUUUCGGAGACUCUCAGCAGCCACAGCUUUACAGAGGAGUUGCUCGUCUGCUGGGACUCACUUCCUGGCCCAACAGCCUAAAGACAACUCACGGGAUCCGGAUGAGAUCUAUGAGCUGUAUGACGACGCAGAGCCCACAGAGGACUCAGGCCCUAGCUCCAGAGGCAGAGAUGAAGUGCUGUCUACUCAACAAGCCACCAGGAGGCAGUCACAGGACCCAGAGCUCAGGAAAGAGAAGGUCCCCCAGCCACAGCAGUUGCCACCUAUGGAUCCAAAGCUGCUGAAGCAGAUCAGGAAAGCGGAGAAAGCUGAGCGGGAGUUCCGGAAGAAGUUCAAGUUUGAAGGGGAGAUUGUGAUUCAUACAAGGAUGAUGAUCGAUCCCAACGCCAAGACCCGUCGUGGAGGUGGCAAACACCUGGGAAUCCGGCGUGGAGAAAUUCUGGAGGUUAUUGAAUUCACCAGCAAGGAGGAGAUGCUCUGCCGGGAUCCCAAGGGCAAAUAUGGCUAUGUGCCCAGAACAGCUCUCCUGCCACUGGAAACAGAGGUGUAUGACGAUGUCAGCUUCUGGGACCCUUUGGAGAGUCAACCAUUUCUCCGAGGACAAUAGAGCCCUCAGGUGGGGCACAGAACAGCCUGCCAGCCCAGCUACCCACUAACCCAGGAGCCCUGGAUCCCAGUUUGACAGAGCUGUCCAGGUGGCAUGUGUGACCACAUAAAGCCUCUUUAAAAC